AUUCUAGCAGCUCUCAGCUCUGCGGCGUGUUGGCUACAGUCCUCCACCAGCGGCAUGAAGCUAGGAGCCUUCCUUCUCUUGGUGUCCCUCGUCACCCUCAGCCUGGAGGUACAGGAGCUUCAGGCUGCAGUGAGACCACUGCAACUUCUAGGCACCUGCGCUGAGCUCUGCAGAGGUGACUGGGACUGUGGGCCAGGGGAGAAAUGUGUCAGCAGUGGAUGCAGUAGCAUCUGUGCUACAAAUUAAGAACAG
Messenger RNA from Peromyscus eremicus (cactus mouse), 252 nucleotides. Its product is annotated as protein Wfdc21. The record is from RefSeq and is a predicted model, not a curated record. Gene Ontology annotation, molecular function: peptidase inhibitor activity. Lineage: Eukaryota; Metazoa; Chordata; Mammalia; Rodentia; Cricetidae. The transcript has 2 exons. The coding region runs from base 55 to 246 and encodes 63 amino acids. Gene Ontology annotation, cellular component: extracellular region.